AUGAGUUUGAAGGGGCUUCUUUCACGGCUCUCACAGCAACACAUUAGCACAGGCACUUUCUCAACAGGAGUCCGUGCUUGGUCGGGGGUCCUGCCACUUUCUUCGGUCAGACUGGUACACAGUACGCCACGGAAAGACCAUACGACGCUGUUAAGCAAUGACAAGCUAGCCAGCUUCAACGUUUUGAGCUUGAAGGCACUCAAAAACGAGUGCCGCAAUCGGGGGCUAAAACUGUCGGGAAGAAAGGGUGAGCUUGUAGACCGCAUCUUGGCAUUCGAAAAUUCGAAAUCAAUGCCCGGAAUGUCAAAGAUCGUUGGAGCCCGUCAGAUGCAUUCAUCCAAGCUGCUCAAAAACAAAGGUGACACAAAACCUGUAGACGAUGUCAAGCUUCCUGACGUUGCAGCAACAGAGGAUUCUUUGGAGUCACUGGACAAGGAGUAUAUCGUUCACAUAACACCCCUUUCCGAAAGUGCAGAUCGAAAACCAGUGACAAUGCUGGAAAAGGAACUGCUUGCUAAGGACAGCACAUCGGAUACAUCACCUCAGGUUUCGACCACAGACCACGACAAGGUGAUUUUCCAGGCCGAUGCACCAGCAGAAAGCUUUGACAUUGUAAACGAAGAGGCUGAGAGUACCACUGAUGUAGACGCAUCGAUCAAAGGCGACCCAUCGGAGGAUUCGAACACGCUAAACUCGAGAGACAAGACUUUUUUCUUUAGUGUUGCAGCUUUAGUGGCCGGCUGGUGGUCACUUAAGCUUUGGUCGAAUAAAAAGGACCGUAAACACUAG
Molecule: messenger RNA, 789 nt
Organism: Lachancea meyersii CBS 8951
Lineage: Eukaryota; Fungi; Ascomycota; Saccharomycetes; Saccharomycetales; Saccharomycetaceae
Source: the annotation of a GenBank genome assembly